This is a messenger RNA of Brassica rapa (field mustard), 21228 nucleotides long. RefSeq names its product high affinity nitrate transporter 2.6. The record is from RefSeq and is a predicted model, not a curated record. Gene Ontology annotation, biological process: transmembrane transport. Gene Ontology annotation, molecular function: nitrate transmembrane transporter activity. NCBI's taxonomy places the organism in Eukaryota, Viridiplantae, Streptophyta, Magnoliopsida, Brassicales, Brassicaceae.
GCUUGUAUUUAUAGUUGAAAUCCUUCCGAUAGACCGAGGAAAUUCCGACGGAAUUCCGAUGCCAACGGCUAGUUCGUCGGAAUUUCCUCAGAAUUUUUAAAAUCCUCCAACGGCUCUCUAACGUCUAUAAUAUUUCCUCGGAAUUCAUCGGUUUUUUCCGAGGAAUACAAUUUUCCUCGGUAUUCCAUAAGAAUAUUCUGACGGAAUGAUGUUUCCUCGGAAUUCCGUCGGUAUAUUCCGAGGAAACCAAAUUUUGUGUUUCUUCGGAAUAUCCUCGGAAAUUCUUCGGGAUACUCCGAGGAUUUCAUUUUCCGUCGAAAUGUCCGUCAGAAUACCGCUGUUUUCUUGUAGUGUUCCUAUUACAGCUAAUCCAGUGUUUCAUGAAAGAACAAAAGACACUGAAAGAUAUUGUCAUCAUGUUCGCAGCUAAAUCGAAGAUCAUUUCUACGGAGGAUGUUACUUCCAAGAACCAGCUGGCAGACAUUCGCACUAGGGCCCUUCCUCGCCCACUUUUCGAAGAUUUACUAUCCAAAUUAGGUAUUCAAAAUCUUACACUUCCAACUUGAUGGGGAGUAUUGGGAUAACUACUAGAAUAUAUACGAUAAAUCCUAGCUAUCUUAGGAUAAUGAUAGAAUAAACUUCUACUCCUUAUUGUCUUAGGAUAUAUUUCUUGUAUAAAUACCAAGAUAUUGUUUGUUAAUAAGAUAACACAUUAUAUUCUAAACAAUUACAAGCAGACAACAACAUUUUUAUGGAAAUACUCGAACUACCAUUGUUUAUAUUUUAUAUAUCAUAUAUUGGAAGAAAAAUUCCAAAAAUUAUUUACAAAGUGACCCUUGUAUAAGGGUGGACAUGAUUACUCGUUACUUGAUCGGUACUUGAUUUGUAAAGUCGAGUAUUUGGUAUAACCAAGUCGAGUAUCAAGUAAUCUAUUUAAAUUACUUUAAGUACAAGACAAGUAUCAAGUAUUAAGUAUUAAAAUAAACAUAACUAUUGGGCGUUGUUGGCUUGUUACUUGUAAUGAACAAAGAAACAUUUUUUUCUAAAUAAAAAAAAAAAAUUAUAAAUCAUACUAAAAAACUCGUUUAUAUUUCCAUAAAUGAUGUAUUUAUAUAAGAAUCUUGGAGGUUUAUCUUUCUUAUAUAUUAUAUUUCCAGCAUUAACUAAACCGUAGAAAAAACAAUGAAAUCUUCUUUAUAUAUAAUAAAGUUAUUUAGCUUUAAAUUCUAACGAAUUAUCAAAUAAUUUAUCAGUAAUUAUCAAGUACCUUUCAAGCAAUUAAUUUAUAAGUAGCAAGUAAUAAAAGAAAUCAAGUAAUUUUCAAAUCCGUCAUUUUAGUAACUAUUUGAAAUUCCAAAUACUCAUUUUUAACAAACUAAAUACAAGUCCAAAAUUUUAAUACUUGUACAAGUUGAGCCAAGUGCUAAGUAUACCAAAAAUACCAAGUAUUCGGCUUGUGUCCACCCCUACCUUUUUGUGCAUCAAGUUUUAAUAUGAAUAUAGUAUUAUAUAUUUAUAAUCAAGAAAGUUGACACAGACGAGAGGAAAUUGCAUCUCACGUGCGACAACAACUUUCUCUCUAAUCGCUUCGUUGUUUUAGGGUGGAGGAGCUACGGCGGAAGGCGAUGUCGCCGGAACCUGUAGUUGUCUCCAUCCACUGGAAAAUGUGCAAUGAGACGGAGCAAUACAGAUCCGGAGGUUUCUGAAGGUACUUCUUUCUCAGUUUGCGUGAAUCAGUAAGGAUAUGAAGUUUGACCUCUAUGGCGGUUCCGCCGCUCUGGUGCCUCAAAGGUUGUACAGCGGCGCUCCAUGAUAGAGGAAGACGGGAAGUUGUUGGAAGCCGAUAGACAGUCAUCAAAAUUGGAGCCUGUCGCCGAUUGAGGUAAAGGUUUUUGGUUUAGGGGGAUCUCGCUCAAGAGAUGGCGGUUCUUUUCAGUUUGCUUCUCACCGGCUCCGAGCUCUCCCUCUACCACUUCUGAGAGAGAAAGGAGUACGAGCAUCUCGGAAUUGUGACGUGGAAGAUCUUGUGCAGAAAUCGACGUUAGAGUUUUUAGAGUUGGAUUUCUUCCAGAUCCUACAUGUUGAGGCUACGGGGCGCCUCCGUGGGUGUUUGAUUGAAGGAAACCGGUGGUGGCUCUAGUGCUGGCUUGGACACCCUGUCGUGAAAAGCCUCGGUAACUGGAUUAAUAAUUAAUCACCAGUGUUCAGCAGAGGAGGGAAAAAAUUUCCCUAGCCUUCUUUUGUCGCCUUUGACCCUCUGUGCUUCGUUGAAAAUUUGAAAUUUUGAAAUUUUCGAAUUAAAAAAAAAACAAAAGGGUGAAAUCAAAUAUUCAUAUUUCAUUAAAGACUCAGGGAUAUAAGCGAUUAGAGAAGGCAUAGAUAAUUGUUUCCUGAGAUAUGGGGGUAUUGAAGGUGUUGGUCCCAUGUAACCUAGCCUGAUGUUUCUUUAUGUCCCAGUGGUCUGUAAAUCUUGUUCCGAGUUGCCCCUAUACGGGGAUGAAUUUAUUAAUAUACAUCAAUACUAUUAAAAUAGAAAUUUUUUUUUUAUCUACCUACAAAUAGUCUAGCUUGGAUCAUUACAUUUAUUUAACUAUCUAUUAUUUCUCCUACAACUAACUUAGUUAUUAUUAAAUAUAUACUAUAUCUAACCAAUUAUUUUAAUACUUUAAAAAUAAGAUAUCUAAAAAAAUAUUCUUAAGUAUAUGUUUCUAAAAUUGCAUUUUAAUAAUAUCUUUAAUACCUUUUUGUUUAAAAUGUAAAUACACAUUUCUUUUUAAUAUUUGGUUUUAAAUUAUGAAAUUCAUAAUUGAUAUUAACUAUAAUUAUAAACAAAUAUUAAUUCAUUUUAAGUUAUAGAAUAAAAAAUUACAUUUCGAUAAUAUUUAUAUAUACAUAAUUUAUAUUCAUACUUAAAUUACUAAAAAAAUUAAUAAAUAUAAAGUAACUUAUUCCAUUUAUUAACUAUUCUAUAAAUUAUAAAAUAACAGAAUAACAUAUAUUAAUGAAUUUUACAACAUACUUCAACUUAUUACAACAAAUAUUAAAGUAAUAUAUAUAAACUAAUAACUAAUUUCAUAUUUUAAUAUACAUAUUUAAAUUAGAAAAUUAAAAAUAAUUCAAUAUAUUUAUCAAGUAUCAGAUGGAUUGAAUACAUAUAGUAAAUUUAUAUAAUAAUAAAAUAAAAAUUUCACCAAUAUAAAAAUUAAAAUAAAUUCAUACUAUAAGUUAAAGCUACAAAUAUAAAUAAAAGUGAUACGAGGCAGGUUAUAUAAAUGAAUAAUCUUAUUUUGAUAAAAUUAAAUUCAUGUAAAUUUUAAUUUAAUUAUAUAUACUUUAAAAAAAUAUUUCUAAAUCGCGGGAUUAAUUUAUUCAAAAACUUAUUUACUGAAUUUUAUACAUAUGUGCUGUAAAAAGUUGUUGAACCAUUUCAUUAAUAACAUAAGACUUUAAAUUAAAUAUAAAUCUAUGAAAUUGUUGGAUUAUUUCAUUAAUAACCUAUCAAAUCAAAUUAAAUAAAAAUCUAUGAUAUUAAUAACAGAUGCAUAUCAACCAUAUUUUGUCAACUACCAUAUAAAACAUCUCCAUUAUAAAGUUUAAUAUUAUGUCACGGCUUAAAAGGAAAAUUAUUAUAUCAUGUUUUAUUAAUUAUAUAUCAUAUGAAAGAGCUCCAUUAUAAUGAAGACAUUCAGCUAUUCUUUUGUGACAUUAUAAUGAGAAACAUAGUCUAAUACAUAUUCUUUUUUUUCUAUUACUAAUUAUUAUUUUAUGUAAAUGUACUACUUAUUAUAUUAAUAAAAAAUUUCAUAUAGAUGAUACAAAUAUAUUAACUUAUAUUUUUCAAGUUUAUAAUCAAAUUUAAUCCAAGUUUAUAAUCAAAUUUAAUCCAAUUUUUAAAGCAUCACUCACAAUUUUAGAAGUUACAUUUAAAUAAUCUAAAAAUUUAAAGAUUCAAAUGCCAUCUAUAUAAAAUCUAACAAUAUAUUUAUUCUACACGAAUUUUCUUAAAACGAAAGAAUUUUUUUUAAAAGAAUUAAACAAAUUAGAGAAUAUACCUCUAUUUUGUUAACAAGAGUAAUAAAUAUCUCCAGAAAAUAGUAACAAUAUUUUUCCUAUUUUUAAAAAUAUCAUGAACUUAGAAGAUAUAGUUCCAUAAUCUUGCGCCCUCUUAAUACUAUUCAAACCAUGUAAUAAAUGUAUCCACAAUAUUUUAACAUUGGCGCUCAUACUAACUAAUUUCUAAUAUUUUAACAAAUAUAAUUAUUUACAUAAAAAUAUAUUUAUAGAAGUAAUUUUAUGUUAUCAUAAAAAAUUUCUAUAAUAUUUUGAUAAGAUUGCAACUCAUAUAAAUGCACAUAAGAAAAUAACCAUGACUGAAAAACUUGCAUGUAAUGCUUGAAAUUAUCUUUAUGUUUUGAUAUGUGUUAAUUUUAUCUGAAUCAUGUGGUUGCUUCUAUAUAGUUUUUAGUAAUAGAUAUCAACAAUAUCCUAUAUAUAUAUAUAUAUAUAUAUAUAUUUAUUUAUUUAUUUAAAAUUAAUGGAAUAUAUAAACAAUUUUUUUUGAUUUUUGGUCUAAGCAGGUUUGGAAUUUAAUCGAAAUCGAUCAAAAAAAAGAUGGCUUUAAGUUAAACGGGUUUGCCUGUUUUAAUUUCUUUGUCAAAAUAUUUGACACAUUUUUAUUAAAUUUAUAAUGUAAAAUAUUCUGCGCUUUAAAAUCUAAUAUUAUUUUCAGAAAGCGGUUACACGUGUAUAGGCAAGUUUAAAUCGUCUUAAGUUGAAAAAAAAUAUCCAUCAAGUUGGUAGCUGCUACUUUAGGUAAACAAAAAUCUAUACAAUUUAUACAACUCAACGACCAUCCGUGAUAAAUGGUGAAGAGUGUUUUCGUUUGACUUCCUCAGUCCCCACGUGGUAAGAAUUUUCGUUGCUUAUAAAGAUUGGACCUUUUCUCUUUCACUACGAAUCAAAGUAAUAUAAAAUAAUAGAUCCAAAAAAAAUAUAUAUCUUCAACUUUUUUAUUAGUGGCGUGCAGUAUUCGAAUUUGGACAGUGACACAAUAAUGAUUAUCAACACAUAUCAUUGAAUAUCUCAAUACAAUUAAUUUUACGUUGAAAAUUCGUAAGCAUAAAGAUCAGCCAUGUCUCCUGGUCCAACAAACCGAGAAGACAAAGCGACAUCGCAUAGUUCAAAGAUGGGCAGAGGUAGUUCAAACAAGAAUGAUAGUUCGAUGGGUUCCAAAAACCCAUUCAAACAUCAUCUAUGAGGACAAUCAAUUGGAACUGUCGACAGAUUGGAAAUUAUUUCACAAUUCGACACUUUGAAAAGAUGUGUCAGAAUUAUCUCCGAAAAUAUAUCAGAAGUUACUAUUGCAAACAUUGAAGCCGGUUUAGGAUUUGAUCGUUUGUUUAUCAUUGAGCCAUUUGGACUCAGCGGAGUUUUAGUUUUAUUUUCUAUAAAUGCAUUUCAAAUAAAUGUUUUAUUCUCAAGUAAAAAAAUGAUUGACGUUCAUGCAGUCAUUGAUGGAAUAAACGUCUUUAUGACGUUUGUUUAUGAUGACCAUGUGUUAGAAAGAAGAGAUCAAGUUUGGAAAAAUUUUACGCGUUUUUCAACAACAAAAUCUGGACCUUGGUUUAUGAUAGAAGAUUUUAAUGAAUCACUGGUCACAAUGAGAAAGAAGGAGGAAGACAACACACUAACAUCUCAUUUCUACUUUUUAAGUAGUUGCUAAGCGAUUGUAGGAUGUUGGAGUUUCCAUUUUUGGAAACAUGCUAUCAUGGGUAGGAUAAUGAGUAGGAAAAACCACUCAGAUGCCUCUUAGACAAAGCUGUUGGAAAUGAGGAUUGGCAUGAUAAGUUUUCUCACUCUGUUGUCAAGUAUAUGAGGUUGUGGAGAUCGGAUCAUCAUCCGGUCCUAGAAGACAUUUUCACAAAACCAACGAGAAAAAAAAAUUUAAUUUGACAAAAAGUGGCUCAAUAAUGAAGAACUAAGACAAGUCAUUCUAGAAGGAUGGAAGUCUCCAUAUUUUUCUCCUGACGCAAAUAGUAUGGACCACAUUUCGAGUUGCCGCAGAGCUUUAAGCGAGUGGAGGAGACAUCAUAAUUUAAACUCAGAGGAACUUUUAGAGUAUCUGAAAAAAAAGGUGGAAGGCUUGUACUCGAAUGAUAACUCUACGACCAAGGAAAUAGCAGAAGUUUUAAAAGAACUAUCUGAUGUUCUUAAGGUAGAGGAGAUGUUCUAGAAACAAAAAUUUAGUUUUCUGGCUAAGAGAACGCGACCGAAAUACAAAAAAUUUCCACACCUAGAAAAAGCAUAGGAGGGCAAGGAAUAAAAUCACACAGCUUUUAGAUGCAACUAGAAAUGUUGUCGGAGAUGAUGAAGGACUGGUAACCAUUGCUAUUAGUUAUUUUAGACAAAUUUUUUGAGUCAUCUAAUCUAAAAGAUAUAGAAGAAGCACUAUAUGAGGUAUCAACAACAAUCAUUGAAUCAAUCAAUGAUGAGCUUACACGCCCGGUCACUGAAUAGGAGGUGAAAUUAGCACUCUUUGCUAUGCAUCCAGAAAAAGAUCCAGAGUCGGGUGGGAUGAGUGCUCUCUUCUAUAAAAAAUUAUAGGAUAUUGUAAAAAAAUAUUUAAUUCAUAUGGUUAAUCAAUUCCUAUUCUAGGGAUCGAUGGCGAGUGGACUAUAUGAUACUAAUAUCUUCCUAAUCCCAAAGAUUAUUAAGCCGACAAAAAUGUCAGUUCCGCCCCAUUAGCUUGUGCAAUGUGAUCUAUAAGAUAGUCUCUAAGGUCUUAUGAUGGCGAUUAAAAAAGUUCUUCCUCAUAGAAUUUCAUAAAUCUAGUCAGCCUUUGUUGUUGUAAGGUAUAUGUCAGAUAAUAUCAUGAUUGCUCAAGAAAUUUUCCAUGCACUGAGAACAAAACCAAGUGGACGAAAUAAAAGGAUGGUCUUUAAGACAGAUAUGAGAAAAGCGUAUGAUAGGAUAGAAUGGUCGUUUAUCAAAGCAGUUAUUCAGAAAAUGAGAUUUUUGGUAAUUUGAAUUACAUGAUAAUGUGUUGCAUAACUUUGGUAAAGUACAUGAUGCUUAUAAAUGGUCAAUCAAGGGGAAAUAUUAGCCUGGAGAGAGGUCUAUGUCAAGGAGAACCUUUGUAUCCUUUCAUUUUUAUUCUAUGCACGAAAGUGCUCGUUUCUUAAUCAUGCAGAGAGUCAAAGAAAAAUAAUAGGGAUAUGUGUCACACGCUCGUGUCCCUCGGUAUCUCACCUCCACUUUGCUGAUAAUAGCAUUUUCUUUUGUGAGAUGGAGCCCCGUGAAUGUGAAGAAGUGAUGAAAGUAGUCAGGAAAUAUGGACAAGCAUCAGGCCAAUGUAUCAACUUUGAGAAAUCCUCUCAACUCUUUGGUAAAAGAAUCAGCACAAAUGUUAGACAACAAAUUAAAGAUACACUUGGGAUCCAGAAUGAAGGAGGAAAUGAGACAUAUUUAAGAAUCUCAACAGAUAUUAGUGGCUCCAAAUGCAAGUUUUUUUCUUUUCUCAAGGACAAAUUAAUUCAUAGAAUGAAUGGAUGGACAUGAAGAUGGCUAUCAAAAGGAGGGAAGGAAAUCUUAAUCAAAUCUAUAAUGCUAGUUCUUCCGACAUAUGUUAUGUCUACCUUCUUAUCCCGUUGGAGAUAUGUAAAAAUCUUGCAAGUGCCAGUGCACAAUUAUGUUGAGCUUAAAUUCACCAAAGAGAGGAAUUCAUUGGGCAAAAUGAAAAAAGAUUUGUUUACCAAGAGAAGAGGACAAAAUUGGUUUUUGUAUGAUCCAUGAAUUCAACCUAGCUUUACUUGCAAAACAACUCUUGCGACUAGUCCAAUACCAAGAUUCGUUAGUAACUCGAGUUUUGAGAGGAAGAUACUACAUAAUGAGUUCGUAUUUGCGAAUAAGUUAUGCAAGCAGUCAUCCUAUAUAUGGACUAGUAUUUCGGCGAUAUAAAAAUUACUGCUAUUGAAAAUUAAACAGAAAAUACAUUUUGGAGGACCCUUGGAUUCCUACACAAGCUAGGCCGGCUCGACCUACUGCCCCUGCUAUGCACCUGAAUAUAAGAGUCAAUAACCUCAUUAAUGGAGAAUCAAAGGAAUGGGAUGUUGUAUUACUAGAGAAUUAUGUUUCCCUUGAUGAUAUUCCUCUCAUAAAAAGUUUGACGGUAAACUCAACUCAUCUUUAUGAUACAUUUGUUUACACAAAGAAUGGGUAUGAUACGGUUAAAUCGGGAUAUUGGGUAACUCGAAACCUAAUGAAGACUGAGGAAGAUAAGGAUGUCUUGGAGCCUAGUAUAACCAAACUCUAAGCCUUUCCUUGGAAGGUAAAAGCACCUCAUAAGAUAUGUCAUCAUAUGUGGUAAUGAUAACAUGACAUAUGGCUGUAACAAGAAAUCUGACACGUCGGAAUAUGAGAUGUGACAACUAUUGCUCGCGAUGUGGAGAACCAGAAGAAAAUGCUACUCAUGCCAUAUUUGAAUGUCCUCCAGCUUGCAAGUAUGUUCUCUGUCAACAACACCAUCUAUUCCUAACAUCUUUUGCUACCGAGUAUUUAUGCUAAUAUGGAUUACCUAUUUAGGAAGAAGAAUAGAAUUGUUGAACCAGAACUCGACAUAGACCUUUACUCAUGGAUAAUCUAGUAUAUCUGGAAGGCUCAAACGAUAAACUAGUUAGGAUGAUAGACAAAGACCUUUUGGAGCUAGUCUGAUAUGUGGAAAGUGAAUGUUAGGUCUGGUUCAAUGCAAAUGAGAUGGUACCACCCAACACACAGGAGCAUAGUAGUGAGGAACUCCAAGUCAUAAGCUUGGAUAAUCUAUGUAUGGUGGAUGGUUCAUGGACUUCCUCAACACAAUUCAGUGGUUGUGGUUGGGUUUGGAAGGAUAAUAUCGGAAAAAUCCAACUUAUGGGGACAUAAAACAUAAGAAGGCAUAAAACUGUUUUACAUUCGAAAGUAGAAGCACUGCGAUGGACAAUGGAGAACAUGCUACAAUAUUUGUUAUGUUAGAGCUUUGGGAUAUAUUGCAAGGAUCUGAUUGCGAUGAUAAAGGAGACUCAAGUUUGACCAAGUUUUGCAACCUAAUUGAAGGGGAUACAGACAUUGCAGAUAUGUUUUUCGGACUUCAAAAUAUCUCAUAUCGCAAGAGCAAAAAAAAUGAAAUUUCAGACUCCGCAUCUAAGAUUACAAGAUCUUUUUAUAGGAAAUUUUGUCACAUUGAUUGUUAUGGUAUAAUUACCAUUGACCACCUUAAAUUUAAAUAACAGAGUAGCAUAGCAGUUCGGUGUAAAAAAAAAGAAAAAAAAAAUAUAUAUAUAUAUAUAUAACACACCAGUCACUACCGAUGUAACAAAGACCAAAAUUGAUCUAAUCUUUGGUCGGUCUACUCAAACCAAAUUUGAUUCAACCAAAACUUUUCCUGAUCAAUCCAAUUUGAAAUCGAUCCUCCCUGAACGUAACUUUGAUAAUGAAACUAUGUCUAGAUUAGUGAUUACAAGAACUACCAUAUGGAUAAAACUUGCAGAAAUCAUAUAUACGUAGUGAGAUGAAAUCUUAAAUCAACUGAAAAGUUAUCAAUUUUUUAACAAACUAUAUCACAGAUAUAUUUUCUUUUCAUGGAUUUUAGAUAGUCAAAAUUGAGGAAGAUGUAAUAAAGUGAACUUAUCAUUAGGUAUAUAACCUGCCAAUUCAUUUUGACUAAUAAGUGAAUAUUUUCAUCAUUGAAAAAGGUUCAUUUAAAGCACUUUCUUUGAAUGUAAUUUUAGAUAAUAGUAUUAUCUAUAGUAUAAAACUAAUAAAAUCAAAACGUUAUUGUGGCCAUAUCAACUCCCAGAAAAAAUUAUGAACUAACUUUUCUUCUGCAUAAUACUAUAACAACCAUCUACUACAAAAACUUAGCCAAUGAAACCUUCUUUGAAGUAAUUAUCCAACAAAUCAUUAGAGCAAAUUUGUCGAAUCCUAGACCAGUAAUCGCUUCUAGAAACAAAUCAUUUAAAAUAUAAAAGAGAAAAGACUAGAGAUUCCGUUUAAUGAAAUGUAUUGAGGAGAUGGAGAAAAAUGAUACGAGUUUGAAUUCUUAAGAAAAAAAAUGAAUAUGUAGUCAACGGGGUAAGAACUCCUUCUCUUUCUCUCUUUUUUUCGCUUCUCUUUCUUUUAUAGGCGAUUGCCUUGUUCUCUUUCUGAUUUCUUUCAUGGACCAUCAUUAUGUCUAUGCGCUUGUAAAGUCGUCGGCGAGGCAGUCAGCAGCUACAUUCGCACCGCCGCGACUAAAUCUUAAGUCCUCUAACCGUUCUAUCGUGUGUGUCAAAGACCUUCUAAGCGAGCAUGCAAAGAGGAUAUUCGUUCGGAAAUGGCCAGGAAACUCUUCUUCUCAUAGGCUUCGUUUUUUUGGGGUCAGGUCAACUCUGGUGUCUGUAUGGAUAUACAUACCCUCCUCCACCAAAAUUGUACUAUUAGUUUCAUUGCAACAUUCAAAAUUAUUAUAUUCUGGAUACCUUUGGGUGGAUGUCUCUGGAUCAUUUUAUACAUUGCUUAAACACUUUUUUGUAAGUCACGAAGUGGUUCGGGCCUUACAGCCCCGACUAAUCCCUUAGGAUCAGGGAUAAAGACCGGCUUUUUUAAUCAUCCCUUCAGAUUAUCAAACGUAUACGAACCGGAACCUCUGGCAUAAAUGCCUCAGAUCUUUUCAAGUUGAGCUUACUCGUCCUGGGUUAGAUUUUUCAAACUUAAGCACAAGACUCUUCCAUUGACUUUCUAGAGUGGGUUGGGACGUCUUAUGCUCUCUUUAUUUUCUUCUUAACGUCUUUAUAUUGCAUUUGAUAGCAACAAAGUAAGAAACUUCAUAUUUGAAGCUCGAGAUCAUAAGAGAAUACCUAUAGUCAUUAGCAUAUGAGUGAUUUUUAAAUAGUACUCCUUUGUACCAUUUUUUUUUUUUUUUUUUUGAAUGAAUGUUAAAUUUUAUUCACCAAAAAAGCCUUUUUACAUCCUGUGUAAUCCUCUUUAAAAACUAAGAUCAAACUUUAAAAAUAUUUCUAACAUUCUAUUUAAAGUCUUGUUUGAAACCAAAAUUGAAGAGCAGUCUCUAAACCUCUCCUCUUCCUUGUACUCAUCAAACUCAACUUGUUUCUAAUCCCCUUCUCAGUAAGCUUUUGUAGCAUGGCAAUAGGUAAAGGUUUCUCCCCAUGCCUGAUACGAUUUCUCUCCCUCCAAAUAGCAUAGAUAGCAGUCUGGAAAGCAUAUCUAAUGCAGAACAUUCCCUUUUUAUCCAAACUUCCACUUGUAACUAUCCUCACCAAUAAAGACCAGUUGAUGGAAUAAGUACCCAGCAAUAUACCCUUUGCGAGAUACUCCCAUAGCUGUGAAGCAUAAGAGCAUUCGAAAAACAGAUGAUUGCGAGUCUCUAUAGCAGCCUUACAUAGCACACAUGCAGUAUCAACUCCUUGGCUCCAUUUCAUAAUCCUAUCCAUUGUGGAUAGUCUAUCCUUCAUAGCCAGCCAGGUUAUAAAUGCAAAUUUGGGAGUUGCUUUAGUAAACCAAACUCUCUGAGACCAGUCACACUGCACGUUAGGCUCCCUUAUCAUCAUCCAGGUUUCAUUAGUUGAGAAAGCCCCUCUGAAUCCCGACCUCCGUUUCCAAUUACUGACAUCAUCUCUCUCACCCUGAAUAUUACUUCUCACCGAAUCAAGUAUCCUUUCAACUUCUUGAAGAAUAUCUGAUCUGUGGCGCCUUCUUCUACGCAAAUUCAUGAUCGCUUCCUCGAGAGUAGCCUCCUUUCUUAUACCCAAAUCUAUGAUGCCUCUCUCAUCCAAAAGAUCAAACAUCACACCUCUAUCCGACCAGCAAUCAUACCAGAAUGAGAUAUGUCUUCCAUUCCCAAUCUCCUUUGUACCAUUUUAAGUGAUUGUUAAGGUCUUUUUACUUAUAUUAAGAAAAUACAAACUUCGAUACAAUUUAUUUUGGUUACAUAAAAAAAUUAUUAAAUGAAAUUAGUACAACUAAUAAAAAAAUUCAGUAUUUUGCAAUUGGUCACAAAAUUUAAAUAGUAUUAAAUUCUAUCUAGAAUAAUGAAAAUACCAAUUAUUUUGAGACCAAAAAUUUUUUUCUAUACACCACUUAAAGUGAUACGGAGAGAGUAUAUUAUCAUUAGCGAUUUGUCUAGAAUUUUAUUAUUUAUUAAUAAUGAAACGCGAAAGUUAUCAAUAGUUCAUGAGUUUUUGAUAAGUUAUUAUAUACGACUUGUGAAAAUAUAUUUUUUCAUUUAGUUUUCAAAACGAAAUCAAUUUGGUGACUCGACCACAUGGGAUAAUAAAUAAACGAAAAACCGAAAUCAAUAUUUAAAAGUUUUGCAACGAGCCGUACGCGGUCUGAUGGCCUUUAGUUAACGUCAAAGUGUCAAACAUUUGUAUCUACAUCAACGAUUGAGAACUACGUGUAGAUUAAAGAUUAAUAUAAAAUAAAAUAUAUAUUACUAUAAUCAGCUGGAAAACCUCCAUGCAGUAGAGGCAGACUACUCAACACAGUUGUACGUUAGUUACGCACACACAAAAUGGACGCUAAGCCGGCGGUGAAAAUGACACGUUAUAUAAAAACGUAUUUGUUAUUUGCAUAGCGGUGCCGGUGCGUUACGGUUAUUAUAUGGGGUAUCGUUCAAAUGUAUCGAUUGCAGUUGCGGUUGCAUGAAUCUGCGGUAACGGAUGGGUGUGAUUUCAAGUUUUAUUAAAUGUUUCGUUUGAUUGGUUUAACGUUUAAAAAUUGUUGUAUUUAUAGAAUAUUUUUGACUGGUUUACCCACAGAUGCAAAAAUCAAUUAAUAAAAAAUUAUUUAAUAGACAAAAAAUUUAAUUAUAAAAGUGAGAAUUUUAAAACCUAAUAAUUAAAUUAUAAAUAAUAAAUAUAAAAUAGUAAAUAAUAAAUAAUUUACUUGUCUGCAGGCACAAACUGUCGCACUGUUGAGAUCAGAUGCGGCUUGGAGAGUGGAUUCAACAGUCGCUGGACUGGGAUGGACAAUCUCAACACACGAAAAAUCACGGGAGUACAUGGGACUGGAACUACAAGUGUUCUCGCCUCUAAUGGGAGAAGCUAUAGUGUUGCGGGCAGGACUGAAAAAGUGCAGGGAGAUGAGAUUCUAUCAGGUUAAAUGUGAAUCAGAUUCCAAAAUGCUAAUCAAUAGCAUCAAGAAUGGUAAUGCAUUACCAGAGCUAUACAGUGUCGUGGCAGAUAUUCUCUGCAUUGCGAAUGAAUUUGAUUCAAUUUCUUUUGCUUGGAUUUCGAGAGAAAAUAACAGAGCAGCAGAUGUGCUUGCGAAACAGAGUUUUGAGUGUAUUUGGAGGGGGUUUAGCUCCCACCUAACUUCUUAUUAUCUAAUGAAUGGAAGUUGUGUUUCAAAAAAAAAAUAAUAAUAAAUAUAAAAAUUAUUUAUAAAUCAUAGUAUUAUAAUAAAUAUAAAAAUUAUAUACAUAAAAUGAUAGUAUAUAUAUAUACAUAUUAGUAUUUAUAAAAACUUAUUAUAUUUGUUUAUUUUUAUAUUUACAUAAUGUUUACAAAAAGAAUUAAAAAAUUUACGCUCUCACAACGGUCCGCAACCGCAAACGCUAUAUCGAGAAUCAGCUAUUAAUUUUGAGGUUUGAAGCGGUGUAAAGCUGUUUGUAGCGGUUUGUAUGAUUUUUAUAAAACGCCGACAACCGCUAUUAAUCGCAAAAGCUAUGUUUGCAUGUGGUAGGGGAAGAAAACCAGUCAGUUCUGAGUUUUUUUUUGGUAAAAUAAUGUUCUGAUUUUAGAGAUGAAUAUGGUACAAGUAAUUAAUGAAAGGUACUAAGAUAACUACAUAAACAAUUUAUAGUGAACGUGGCACGUAAUUUGCAAUAUGCAUACGUGAACUACUUCCGAAGCCACGAAAACUAAACAUAAGUUCUGAUCAAUAAUAAUAAUAAAACUAAUUAUUCAAAUCCACCUAACCAUACCCACCAUGUCCAUACGAGAUCUCCAAUACUCCAACUCCUCUAUAAAUUGCUAUGAAAUAUCUCUUUUCCAACUUACACCCAAAACAAGAAAAAACAACGAAGGCAACAAAGAAGAAAACACAACCCUCUUCUGGCUAGACUCUUUCUUUAAUUUCUCCCAUUUUCUUUGAACAAAAGAUCAAUGGCCCCCAAUGAAGACGGCUCUAUCGGGAGCUCCUUGCAUGGAGUCAGGGCAAGGGAACAAGUCUUCUCCUUAUCCGUUGAAGAUGGCCCUUCGUCUCAAGCCAUCCGAUCAGAUGAUCCCACGGCUAAGUUCGCCAUCCCGGUUGACUCAGAACACAGAGCAAAAGUGUUCAAACCACUCUCCUUCGCCAAACCACACAUGCGAGCCUUCCAUUUAGGAUGGAUCUCUUUCUUCACUUGCUUCAUCUCCACCUUCGCGGCCGCACCUCUAGUCCCCGUAAUCCGCGACAACCUCGACCUGAAUAAAACUGAUAUAGGAAACGCCGGAGUCGCGUCCGUCUCUGGCGCCAUUUUCUCAAGACUCGCUAUGGGUGCCGUAUGUGACCUUCUAGGGGCACGUUACGGCACAGCUUUCUCUCUUCUGCUCUCGGCUCCAGCUGUUUUCUUCAUGUCUUUCGUAUCUGAUGCGGGAAGCUACUUAGCCGUGCGCUUCAUGAUUGGUUUUUGCUUAGCGACAUUCGUGUCAUGCCAGUACUGGACUAGCGUUAUGUUUAAUGGAAAAAUUAUCGGACUCGUUAACGGAUGUGCCGGAGGUUGGGGAGAUAUGGGAGGAGGCGUGACUCAGCUACUCAUGCCAAUGGUGUACCACGUCAUCAAACUCACCGGAGCCACUCCUUUCACGGCGUGGAGGUUCGCCUUCUUCAUCCCCGGAUUUCUUCAGAUCAUUAUGGGCAUUCUGGUCCUCACUCUCGGCCAAGAUCUCCCUGAUGGUAACCUCAGUACCCUCCAAAAGAGUGGUCAAGUUUCCAAAGACAAAUUCUCCAAGGUAUUCUGGUUCGCUGUGAAGAACUAUAGAACAUGGAUCUUAUUCGUUCUUUACGGAUUCUCUAUGGGAGUUGAAUUAACCAUCAACAAUGUUAUCUCUGAAUACUUCUACGAUAGGUUUCACCUAACGCUUCACACAGCCGGUAUAAUAGCAGCCAGCUUUGGUAUGGCAAACUUCUUCGCCCGUCCCUUCGGGGGCUACGCCUCAGAUGUAGCUGCACGCCUCUUUGGCAUGAGGGGACGGCUAUGGACCUUGUGGAUCUUACAAACCGUUGGAGCUCUGUUCUGCAUCUGGCUCGGUCGUGCUAGUUCACUCCCUAUAGCUAUCUUAGCCAUGAUGCUCUUUUCCAUCGGCACACAAGCCGCUUGUGGAGCCCUCUUCGGUGUGGCACCAUUUGUUUCCCGACGUUCUCUUGGGCUUAUCUCAGGACUAACUGGCGCUGGAGGAAAUUUUGGGUCAGGAGUUACUCAACUUCUUUUCUUCUCCUCGUCAAGGUUUAGUACAGCUGAAGGACUUUCAUUGAUGGGUGUUAUGGCGGUUGUGUGUACUCUUCCGGUUGCAUUUAUACAUUUCCCGCAGUGGGGAAGCAUGUUCUUGAGGCCAUCGCAACACGAAGAAAGAUCUAAGGAGGAACAUUAUUAUGGAGGGGAAUGGACAAAGGAAGAGAAGAGCUUAGGACUACACGAGGGAAGUAUCAAAUUCGCUGAAAACAGCCGGUCAGAGAGAGGCCGGAAGGCUAUGUUGGCUGAUAUUCCAACACCGGUGACUGGAACUCCAGCUCAUGUCUAGUGAAAGAUAAACACAAUAAAAUCUUUUUCCACAUAUAAAUAAUCCUUAAAGAUAGCUUUUUUUUAAAGAUAGCUUUAUGUUUUCUUGUUUUAUGUUUCCUCUUAUGAGAGAUGUGCCGAGUAAGAUCCUGGCUUGAUAAGUGAGGUUCAGUGAGCCCGGUGCUCGUGAUGUAAAAUGUUGUUCUAUAUGAAUGGCUUCUCCAUCAGUUUUCUCUAUGUUUAUUGGGCCAUGUCUUUAAAGUCUUAGAAAAUUAAACUAUUGAUUCAAGGAUCAAGUACUGAAAAUGAAGGAGUGUUUUAAGACGCAACUAGUCAUAACUUAAAAGUCUACAUGAAGAAACCUUUCUUCCUUGGAGAGACGUCAUGCGGGCGAUUAUUAAGACCAAAGAAGAAGCAAUUGACUUGAGUUCUCUUUACUAUUCAGAAGCAAAUCGAGUCAAACGAAUUUAGAAAGAGUAAGAAGAAACUUAACUAGUAUCACGUGAAGAUCGCAGAGUGGAAAACUAAAGUUUUAUGAAAGUUAUCAAAAUCAGAACAAAGAUGUGCUAAAAUAUCGGAAUUGGGUUGGAUUUCUGAAGAAAAAUGUAGAUCUACUGAAGGCGCUAGAAGCUUGCCUUUUUUUUCCAGGUCAAAUACUAAUCUAUACUAUUAAAGCAGAAUCCCUACUAGGAUUCUGCCAUCGAGUUUUCAAGUUAUUUACAAGAAACUGUCACUACCUUUUUUUGCUUUUUUUUUUAAAAACGUCACCAUUAAUUACAACCAAUCCUAAUUUACUUUCUGCAAAACAAUUAAAGCAUAUUUAAUAUACUUUCCUCCUUCUCUCGAUUAUUUCCAAACUAAUUACCUGCAAAAAUUCAAACCAGUUACAUUCAGCCAUUACUAUAGAAAAAUACAAACAACAAUACAAAACAAUAAGGUUCCAAUUUCUAAAUCACCACAAAUAUCACACCAGUCGAAACUCAUCUAAUCUACAAAACAAUUACAUAUUACGUACAAGCAUUAAUAUUUUUGUGUCGAUUUUUUCAGACCAACUACAUUCAAUAAUUCAAACCGUUAGUUUCAGGCAUUAUUUGAAAACAUACAGACUAUACACCCUAAAAAAUACAGUUGAUACCCUAAAUCACUACAGUCUAACUUUGAGCAGCACAGCCACUAAACCUUAACAUACCUACAAACCAUAAGUUUUAAGAAAGAGUUGUUAUAUGAAAAAUUCAAUUAUAUAAUCUAUACUAUUUAGUAAAAUAAAUUCGUGGAGAUUUUAUAUUAGUGUAAUGUGAAAAAUUAACACUAUAAAUUUUCACUUAAAAAUGCUUUCCUAUAUAACUUACUAUAAUAUAUAUAUAUAUAUAUAUAUUAUAUUUUCUGAUAUUUACUGCUUACUAUUUUAAAAAUCAUUUUGAUAUUAUUAAAAUCUUUAACAAUCUAUAUAACAACUUUUAGAAAUAAAAAUUAAGUUGCGAUUCUCCUAAAAUAUAGUAACCAAAUUUUGAGUUAUCAUUAAAUUAGCCAUAAUAUUAGGCAUAUCACAUAUGCCAUAUUCACUAACCAAAAUCAGUGCAUAAUAAAUAAUUUUAACAAUAUAUAUAAGAUUCUCCUAAAAUAUGGCAACCAAAUUAAAGAAAAUCAUCAAAGCCAACAAUAAAUUUAGGCAUAUGGCAUAUUCUUGAUUCAGCUGGCCACGAUUUCCACAUUUUUCACGGCUUAAAUUGAAAACACUCACAAUACCUCAUUCUUAAUAUAAAUAUAGAGCAUGCUCCCAUCGACAAGGUCACAAACCACAGACCUCACGAAAGAACUUAUGGCUUCUAUUAUGAAAUUUUCGGCUAUUAAGGAUUUGAAGCCUUGGAAAACAACAUGGGCAGUGCAUGUUAAGGUCUUACACACAUGGAAACAACAAACAGGCGACACCAUGGAGAUCAUCUUAGCAGAUGAGAAUGUAAGAUUUAUAUUUGACUUAUAUUUUGACCUGUUUGUCUAAAGUAAUAAAAGUCGCACCAUUUUCGAAUUCAUGUUUCAUGUUCGUUCUAACCAAUUUCAUUCCUAUUUUUAACAUGGAAAAGGGUCGAAAAAUCACUGCAACAUGCAAAAUGACUUACAUUGAGAAAAGGCUACUUCCGGUUGGUGCAUGGUGAAACAUCCAGGACUUUAACCUGACUCCUGCAAGAGGAUAACAUCGAUCAACAGAUCAUGCAUACAAGAUGGUGUUUUCUCAAACCACAGCCAUUAAUCGGUCCAAUACAUUAAUGACGAUUUGUAUCUUUGUUUUGAUGACUUACAGACAGUUUUAUCUGAACCGCUUGAUGAAAUUUUCUUAGUAGGUGAAUAUAUAAUUCUUUUGACAUUUAACUUUAUAUUAGAAAGGUAAAAAUACUAAUCUAUUAUAAUAUUUUCUUGGUUGUUCAGAUGUGCUAGGACAUGUUUUGGAUUGUCAAUUCAAUUUACCGGUGGCAAGGAAAGAAAGAAACUUGAGUUCACCCUUCGUGGCAUCAAGUAAGGAUUCGUAUAAUUCAAUUUGUAUAUAUUUAGUAAGUUUGUUAUUUUAAGAUUUGUUAUUGAUUAUUGAUAUGUUGAUAGUGAUGUUCGGUUACCAUGUUGCCUAUGGUGUAACUUGGCCGAGCUUCUCUACUCUUCUUUCAAAGAAGAAGAUGGAAUGGUGGUUUGUUGUUAAGCUGGGCUAAAAUUGUAAGGUUUAGAGGUGACAAUUUCAUCUACACAUUUUUUUAUACUAUCUAUAUUUAUCAAAAUUUGACUAACGUUAACUGAACCUGUUAUAUAAUUUCAGGACAACUUCAAAUCUCUAACGCAUUUGACGCUUCUCAAGUGUUGAUCAAUCCGGCAAUACCACAAGUAGAUGAAUUUAAAAAUACGUGAAUUCUAAUGCUAUGUUAUGUUCUCGAAGCGUCUCUAUUUUUUGUGUAAAAAGUUAAUGUAAUAUGUAGUUUUGUAAAUUACAGGUACAGUGGGGAUACAUCACUUACAAUGAUUCAAGGUAAUGAGGUUAUGCCAAUGGAAAACAACAACCAGCUGGAGUUCAGCGUGAUAAGUGAUUGACUUUCCCCACUAAAAACAUUCAAGAAAUUCAAGCAUCAAGUCAGGUAAUGGCUUUAAAAAUCGUGCCUGAAAAAUUGAUAAUAUAAUGGUAACCUCCUAUAUGUUUCAGAGUAUAGUAUCAUGAAUCAAAAUCGUGCAUCAAAAUACUUUUCAUGUUCAACCAGAUCGUCCUCUUGGUCUUCUGCAUGUACCGAACUGAAAAACUAAAAAUAUUAGGAGAAAAAGGAGACAAAUCGAAAUCAACAGUACCUCAGAUUGUAAUGGCUGGCAAACAGAUUUCAAUCUCUUGCUUCGAGAUCGUUAUUGUUUUGUAGGAUAUGAAAUUUUGACCCAUCGCACCUCUGUUUCUCCCUUGAAUGGAAUCGUCGGGAGAGUUCCAGAAAAAAAUAUCAAGAGAAUUUUUUUAAAAAAAGGUUUACAUUUUGUUAUUUUUUGUUUAAACGGAAUGGUUACAAAGUCAAAUAUUAGUUUAUUGGACCGUAAUACAUGCAAACCCAACUUUAACCCACGAGGCUCAUUUGUGUAGAAUAUAUUUUUGUAUUUUCCACUAUCAAUUAAAAAACUCAGUUCUGUUAAAAGAUUAUAGGUUAGAUUUAAGAAUUUAACAAAGUAUUAUAACUACAAUUACUAAUAAAAAAACAAAUUACAUAACAAUUACUAAGAAUAAAAUUUUGUAAAUUAUGAGUACAAAUAAGUAUAUUAUAAACCAUAAAAAAUCAAAAAAAAAUUGUUAAUUGAUUAAAUUAUUUUAUAUUAAUUGCAUAAUCUUAUAAUAAAAAAAUUGACAGAAAUUUUAAAACGAAACAAAUCCCGCGCUUUGAAAGCGCGGGUCAAAAUCUAGUAUGCUUUUAAUAGGAAAACGAAAAAUUAUGUGUAUUCUUAUUUAAUUUGGCACUAGUGGGCGGGCUACACGUUUGUGGCCGCUUAAAUGUGAUUUGUAACUUUUAGAAUUACAGUUUUAUGAUGCAAUAUUUGUGAUCUUUUAAACAUUCUUUACUUUUCAGUUUAGUAGUAAAAGGGAAGGAGUUUUAAAAAAUCUACUUAUACUUGUUGGACAUAUUCAUUAACUAUUUGUUAUUUUUUUAUAUUUCCAUUAUUUUCUCUAACUAUACCAUAGUCUAAAUAAUUUAUUCUUUAUUAUGCUGAGAUUUGUCCUUAUUAUUCUGAGAUUUUGUAUGCCUUUUUUAUCAACCUGAGAGUUUAGUAUGUUUGGUCGGUUUAUAUGCCUUUCACCAACUGGAAUAUUUACCAUUUUUUCCAAAAAAAAAAUAUUUACCGCGUUUUGCCUUUUUAUUUAUUUUUAAAAUACCACAAGAAAAAGGCUAACCAAAUAAAUUUACUUUAUAAACUGAAAUAUGUGUUCGUAUUACAAUCUAUACGUGCAAAUUAACACGUUCGACUAACAUAUGAUUCUGGUUAAAUCACAAUCACGAUAUUUUGUGUAUGUUGCCGCGAUGAGCAAUAAUUUCGUAUUUCAUCAGUUUCAUUUGUAACAAAUAUUAUAAUUUGCUUCCUCAGAAUAAAAUUUUCUCACUAACAUUAAAAAUAAUAAUAAUUUGAACUAUAAAUACAUGUAAAAUCUGUACGUCAACAUAUAAAUCUUUUGGGCAUGUGAAUUUGAGGAUGUAGCUGGUUCCAGUUUCAAAAAUUAUUAGUCGACGAUAGGUGAGACUUGAGAUUACUUGGUUUAUCGGUCCGACUUCUGGUAAUCAUUUUAAAUAUAUAGUAAUAGAAAAGAAAAAAAUAAUUAUUAUAAAAUAUUGUUAUUUAAUAUAAGUUUAAGAACUAUAUUAUAAACUCUACAAAUCUGUACUAUUAAAUUAGCCAAAAAUACGUAAAUUAAUCUCAGGUCUCACCAAUUUAACAAAUGUAAUUAUUAUAAAUGCACACAAAUAAUAAUGAGAAAUACAAUAAGCAUGGCCAUAGAAUCUUCGGGUUGGUACAGAUCGGUUCAUUUCGAGUUUGAGUCCUUCAGAUUCUAGACAUUUGGACUUAAUUAGGUAUUUGAAAUUCUAAUGUUUGGGUUAAGGUUGGUCUUUUUUUUAUAGAUUUAUAUCCAUAAUUCAAAUACCUAUAAAAUAUCUGUAAUUUUGAAUACAUAAUAGGUCUGGAUCAGUUCGAAUAUUUAAGACUCGAAAAAGAUUUAAAAUAUCCAAAAAACUUAAAAUUACUCGAAAACCCAAAAAAUACCUGACAGAAAAACAUACCCGAAAACUCAAACGAAUACCCAAAAAUAUUUCAUAUCAUACAGUUCGUAAUAUAAUAAUGUACAACAAUCACAAAAUAUUAUUUCCUAUCAAAAUUUAUAUAUAAUCCAAAAUAAUCUGCGCUUUUGAAGCGCGGAUCAAAAUCUAGUUGAUGUUUAAAGUUAUAUCUAUUAAACAAAACAAAAGACAAAACGACACAGCUUCAGUUAUGGAUCAAAA